AUUAUUAUCCUGAUAGUGCAUAGACUACUCAUAUCGUGUCAACUUGCUUUGGCUGAACAGUCACUAUUGCACUAAGAGAUUAUAUUAUCUCUCUCGCAGAGAAGCACAAGCGAAGAGAUACACACGUGGGAUACCCCUACCACUGUGUUAUAUUAAUAACGUAAUUGCUGGCGAUCGUCGACUAGGCACUCGAACAGUCGGCUACACACCGAAGUAACAGAUAGAUGCACUGAUUAACUGACUGCCAGUUCGUCGGUGAAGGCCUGUGGCGACGAUCGAUCGUUACUUGCAUCCACUUGAACUAGACUUACUUCGACAUACCCGCGAAAUGCCGAAGAUACAUUCGUCUGUCGUUCUCCUCUUGAUCGUGGUGUUCUCUACAUGCUGUUUGGCUGCCAAUCGAACUGUGUUCGUGAAUAGUGAUAAAACGAAACUCAAAGUGCUUGCUGUCUUCGGACAUCUUGCCAAGAGUCACUUCGACGUGUUCAAGCCGCUUCUGGAGGAAUUAGCUCGGAGAGGCCACGAGCUCACAGUGAUCUCCUUUUUUCCCAGAACCGACAGUGCCAAGGCGAAGGAGCCACUUCCCAAUUAUAAGGAUAUCAAUUUGGUAGAUCCCAAGAUCGGCAUUUUCAUGAACGUGAUUGAUCUCCAUAAGCUCAAACAAACGUGGUUCCGCCCUAUGCAGGACUUUCACAGGCUCAAGUUCUUCGCAGAUCGUGCAUGUAAUAUCGGUCUGCGGAAUGCGGCCGUUAAAGAAUUCCUUCAAUCUGACGAAAAGUUCGACGUGAUCCUCACAGAGAACUUCAACACCGAUUGUUAUCUGGGCUUUAUUCAUCGAUUUAAAGCACCCUAUUUGGCCUUCUCGUCGCAUCAAAUUAUGCCGUGGACCAACAACGACAUGGGUAACGCGGACGAUCCUAGCUACAUCCCGGUGUUAUUCCUCGGCCUAACUAGACCUUUAAAUUUCUUCAGUCGAAUGCAAAAUGCACUGUGGCAGCCAUUGUAUAAAAUCGUUUACGAGUAUUGGUUUCGACCUGACGAUCAACUCAUCGCCAACGAAAUCUUCGGUCCGGAUCUUCCCAAGCUGAAAGAAAUCGCCCAGCAGUCGCAGGCGUUGCUGGUCAACACCCACAGUAGCAUUCACGGCAGCAGACCUCAACUACCGAAUGUAGUGGAAAUCGGUGGGAUUCAUAUUCCGCCCAAGAUCAACCCGCUGCCGAGGGACAUAGCCAAGUUCCUCGAUGACGCUCAUGAAGGAGUACUGUAUUUCAAUUUUGGUUCCAUGAUCAGGAUGUCUACGAUGCCGCGAGAGAAGCUGGACGCGAUAUUAAAGACGAUUGGCUCAAUACCACGGAAAGCGAUCUUAAAGUGGGAGACUCACGAACUACCAUACAAGCUGGACAACGUUAUGGUUAAGAAAUGGCUGCCCCAGUUUGAUGUGAUCAAUCACCCGAAUGUCAAGUGUUACCUGGGUCACGGCGGACUUCUCGGUUUGUCGGAGAGUGUCUACGUGGGUCUACCGAUGGUCUUGGUGCCGAUGUUCGGCGAUCAGUUCCACAAUGCGGCUGGCGUGCAAACCAGAGGUGCCGCGGUGGUGAUUGAGUACAAUAACUUAAAUGAGCAGUCAUUCCGACACGCUCUGGAUCAAGUUUUCAACGAUAGCAGUUACCGUGAGAACGCCCAGAGGCUUUCGAAAGCUUAUCGUGAUCGACCUGCCACGCCGCUGGAGACGGCGGUAUGGUGGACGGAAUACGUCGCCCGGGGCAAUGGCAGAUUUUACUUCCGCAGCGAGGGCGCAGAUCUACCCUGGUACCAGAGUCUUCUCAUCGACGUCGUGCUUGUUUUCAUUAUCGUCUCCGCGGCGCUCAUCUACAUCGCCUUCCGGUUGAUCAAGCUGCUGCUGUCGCUGCUCGGCGUCGUCAAAGGAACGCCCGGGAGCCAGGCCGGGGAGAAGAGCAAGUGGAAGAAGAGGGACUGAAGGCAGACGGCGGCAGCGUCGCGUUGGAAAAAAAGCGAUUCCGAAGAGUGAAAGAUAGCGGAGAACGCGGUCCCUCGCGUGAACGUCGAUGGUCGGAUUACGAGUGAAUUUUGAGCGACGGGGAUGAUCGGCCAUCGAACGGAAAUAAAUCGGCCAACGCGAAAAAUCUAGUUGCUAGAAGAAUAAAAUAUUUUUUUUAUGGGAAGAGACUCUUGUGAUCGUUUUAUCAUUAAAUCCCUCCCUACUUCUUCGGCGACGCUCGACUCGAAUAUCGCGGGUCGCGAGUAGAUUUUUAUGCUUUUGUCGAUAUUUCCACGUAAAGUCGGUCGGGAAGUACGUUCGCCAGUCCGCGUAUGUCGGCUGGGUUUAGCUUAAUUGUUAUCGGCGAUUUCUUCCCCGGGAGGUGCGGAACCUUAAAACUGGCGCGGGGCAAAGUCGUUUAAUCCCUGGAUAGUUCGCAGUAUUUUAUAGUAUCCAAGUAUAACCGUUAACUGGAACUCGUCCGAACAACGCGCAGGUGGUGUAAAACUUAUAGUUUGCUAGUUUCCGUUUUUUUUUACUUCCUCUCGUUUUACGAAAAAGAAACGGCGAAACUAUUCUUCAUGUUCUGUCGACUUGCGUCGCAUAAAGCGUUCGUUCCUUUGUUCCUUCAUUCUUGCCUGCAGUCGAAGUUGAAGUUCAUUACUUUUAUCGUGGUGUGCAACGCCCCAAGGAAAGUUGAUGCCUUAUAUCAAAUUACAGUCUAUUACGAAAUAUACAGAACACGUUCUUUAUGAAAUAUAUAAUUUUCAUAUUUUAUGAACAUUUUAAUAAAAGUUCGUUUGGCGGAAUUAAUAAAUAACAGUGCGUGAGCUACAUUUAUUUAACAGAUAUUGUCUCGAAGACGAUUGCUUCUUUUAAUUAAAGUUAUAUAGAGACGAUGCGGGAAGCUUCUAAAUAUUUGCAAACUCCUUUACUUCAAACGGAGAAGGAGAUGUAAAGAGGUUUCUAUGAUUAAAUUAUAAUUUAUCUUUU
Molecule: messenger RNA, 2992 nt
Organism: Vollenhovia emeryi
Lineage: Eukaryota; Metazoa; Arthropoda; Insecta; Hymenoptera; Formicidae
Product: UDP-glucuronosyltransferase 2B20-like
Exons: 3
Coding region: 329-1978 (549 amino acids)
Molecular function (GO): UDP-glycosyltransferase activity
Source: RefSeq, a predicted model, not a curated record